GAACCAAUCAAUAGAUCACGAUACCAACGUGGAUCGCGCGAGGAUAAAAUAUUAUAAAGAUACAGUAAGCCUACAAAACCCAGCUCAAGCUUGACGCUAAGCCAGUUUCUACAAGAAGUUGAGGCCAUACGAAGAGAGCUUUAUAUCCGUCGAAGAACCCAGCACAACAUCAUAAUAUCUAUGGGUGCGAGAGGCCCAAAUAAACCGACAGGCCAUGUCGAUCCUUGGAGGCCAAAAGCAAAGGUAUUUAGUAACGCAUUCGUCUAUGAAGUGUACCGAACGGCAUUGUUGUUUGGAAUCCGCAGGUCGUUGGAGGAUGAAAAGUUAGAGAUGCCAUCCUCAACUUGAACUCUCAAUUGAGACAGGAGUGAGCUGGGUACACCAACUCGAGCGUCCAGCAUCGGCUCUCCGCGGUCGGCUCUGACCAUAUCUUGAAUGGGGUAUGAUGUCUCUGGGUAGCGGGUAUAUGAAGUAGUCGGAUUCAGACUUUGAACAAAUGAUAACGAUUGAGGUGAUGAAAUGGAUGCAUCAUGGCUCAUGUCAUGCCCCAUAGCACUUCGCGAUUUUGUAACAAAGCGGGUGAAAUUGGAAGGCGGAUGAGUACGAGGCAAUAAUGGGGAAUGUGGGUGUACAGACUCAGCACUCUGUGAAUUUACCGCGACAGUAGUUGAAUGGCCAAGUGGGGAACCCUGCACACUAAACGUAGAUUCAUUUUCUAGCCAUGGUAACGGAGAGGGCCUUCCGUCUGCAGAGGUUGCUCUAAGCAGUUCUCGAAUCUGCAGCCGACGCGGCGGAGAGCUGGAGCCCGAGUUCACGGGUGUUCCUGCGCCCGCAACUGGGGACAUAAUACCAGAACCUGGAUAAUACACUCCUUCCUUCCAGGUAUCGUGAGAAACCUCAGGCGUCGGCGAGCGCUUGGGUGCGUAGGCCGCGACAUUCUCCAAAUUAAGUUCAUGCACAUUGCUUUUGUAAAAAUUGCUGACUUGA
Molecule: messenger RNA, 987 nt
Organism: Serpula lacrymans var. lacrymans S7.9
Lineage: Eukaryota; Fungi; Basidiomycota; Agaricomycetes; Boletales; Serpulaceae
Exons: 1
Coding region: 181-348 (55 amino acids)
Source: RefSeq, a predicted model, not a curated record